Messenger RNA from Eucalyptus grandis, 5066 nucleotides. RefSeq names its product ABC transporter C family member 3. Gene Ontology annotation, molecular function: ATP binding; ATP hydrolysis activity; ABC-type transporter activity. The record is from RefSeq and is a predicted model, not a curated record. Gene Ontology annotation, cellular component: vacuolar membrane; plant-type vacuole. Lineage: Eukaryota; Viridiplantae; Streptophyta; Magnoliopsida; Myrtales; Myrtaceae. Gene Ontology annotation, biological process: transmembrane transport.
UUAGUGGACCAGCAGGCGCGAGCGCAAAUGGCGACGAAUGGCGCACAAAUUUCCGCUGACUCACGUGUGUAUAAAAACAACGCCAAUCCUCCUCGUUUCUCCCGCACAACAUUAUUGUUUCAGAGACUCUUCUCCCGAAGCACCAGGGCCCCCCCGCACUCCCAGGUCGCAGAAACCCCCCACCAAUCCCCCGAAAUAUUGGGACCUUUUGAUUCACGAGAACAGGUCACCCUGACCCUCUUCUCUCCCUCCUCUGCUCUCAUGUCCUCAGGUAGCGAUUUCCUCGUCCAACCCAUCUUUGUUCAUGGCUUUUCUGGUUCUCUGCACCUGGUGCUGUUGCUUGCCCUGCUCGUCUCGUGGGUUUACAAGAAAAUAAGGGCAGGGCAUGGUGAGGGUCCAAAGGGGAGUCGCGGGAGGGGGAGAGGUGUCUUGUAUAAGCUGACUCUUUGUUGGGCCCUGGGCGUGUCUCUGUUCAAUCUCGCCUUGUGUGUGCUGAACUAUUUUUAUUGGUAUAGAAAUGGCUGGUCGGACGUGAGACUGGUCUCCCUUGUGGAUUCAGCUGUCACGACUCUUGCUUGGGGGCUGAUGUGUGUUUACCUGCACGGUCGCAACUCUGAUUCUGGCGAAUCCAAGUUCCCUUUCCUGUUAAGAGUUUGGUGGGGCUUCUACUUCUCUAUUUCCUGUUAUUCCCUUGUUUUAGACGUCAUUCGAUAUGAGAAACACGUUGGCUUGUUGCCGGUUCGGGAUUUUGUAUCCGACGUAAUCUCUGUCUUGACCGGUUCGUACUUCUGUUAUGUGGGGUUCUUCGGGAAAAAUGAGGUUGAAGAGAACCUCCUUGAAGAGCCCCUUUUAAAUGGGAAUAAUUUGAUUUCAAGUAAUAGGGAUGGUGUGGGGUUGAAUAAGUUUAGAGGGAGCGAUGCGGUAACCCCUUAUUCUAGAGCUGGUAUACUUAGCAUAGUUACUUUCUCUUGGAUGAGUCCUCUUAUUUCCAUUGGGAAUAAGAAAACCUUGGACCUUGAGGAUGUUCCUCAACUUGAUUCUGGCGAUAGUGUGGUAGGGGCUUCUCAACACUUCAGAAGCAAGCUUCGGUUCAAUGGUGAGGCUAGCGAUAAAGUGACUACGUGGAGGCUGGUGAAGGCAUUGUUCUUGUCUGUGUGGAGACAAAUUCUUUCGACAGCAGUUUUUGCGCUUCUUUAUGUGUUGGCUUCUUAUGUUGGCCCAUACCUCAUUGAUACCCUUGUUCAAUUUCUUAAUGGGCGACGCCAAUACAAAAAUGAAGGCUAUUUGCUAGUUUCAGCCUUUUUAGUGGCGAAGCUUGUUGAGUGCCUGUCACAGAGGCAAUGGUUCUUCAGGUUACAGCAGGUUGGGAUUAGGAUGCGAGCAGUGGUCGUUGCCAUGAUGUAUGACAAGGCAUUGACCCUUUCGUGCCAGUCAAAACAGGGCCAUACUAGUGGAGAGAUCAUCAAUUUCAUGUCUGUUGAUGCCGAGAGGGUGGGUGACUUUGCUUGGUACAUCAACGACCCAUGGAUGGUGCUUUUGCAAGUAGCUUUGGCUUUGGGGAUCUUGUACAAAAAUCUCGGACUCGCCAGUAUUGCAGCUUUCGUGGCCACUGUGCUUGUUAUGUUAGCAAAUGUUCCCUUAGCUAAGUUGCAGGAGAAGUAUCAGGACGGAAUGAUGAAAUCGAAAGAUAAAAGGAUGAAGGCAACUUCAGAGAUUCUCCGGAACAUGAGAAUUCUGAAGCUUCAGGGAUGGGAGAUGAAAUUCUUGUCGAAGAUUUUUGAGCUUCGAAAUGCCGAGAUAGGAUGGUUGAAGAAGUUCGUUUACACUCAAGCAAUGACCUCUUUCGUUUUCUGGGGCGCACCCACCUUUGUUUCCGUCGUCACUUUCAGCGCAUGUAUGUUGAUGGGGAUCCCGCUUUCUUCUGGAAAAAUCUUAUCAUCCCUCGCAACGUUUAGGAUCCUCGAAGAGCCCAUCUACUGUCUUCCUGACUUGAUAUCAAUGAUAGCUCAGACAAAGGUCUCACUCGACAGAAUAGCAUCUUUCUUGUGUCUUGAUGAUUUGCAGAAUGAUGUUGUCGAGAGGAUUCCUCAGGGAAUUACUGACACAGCAGUUGAGAUAAUUGGUGGGAAUUUUUCCUGGGACUUGGCUUCGUCUAAUCCCACACUUAAGGACAUAAAUUUGAAGGCACAAAGGGGCAUGAAGAUCGCUGUUUCUGGUACUGUCGGCUCAGGAAAAUCAAGCUUGCUUUCCUGCAUUCUGGGAGAAAUGCCAAAGAUAUCUGGGACCCUCAGGCUGUGUGGAACUAAGGCUUAUGUCGCUCAAUCUCCAUGGAUUCAGAGUGGCAAGAUCAUCGACAACAUCUUAUUUGGUAAGGAGAUGGACAAAGAGAGAUAUGAAAGGGUCCUUGAAGCAUGCUCCUUGAAGAAGGAUUUGGAAAUUCUAUCACACGGCGAUCAAACAGUCAUUGGAGAGAGAGGAAUAAAUCUGAGUGGUGGACAAAAGCAAAGAAUUCAGAUUGCUCGUGCGGUCUACCAAGAUGCGGACAUUUACUUAUUCGACGACCCUUUUAGUGCUGUGGAUGCUCAUACAGGAUCUCAUCUCUAUAAGGAAUGCUUGUUGGGCCUUUUACGUACCAAAACUGUGAUUUACGUAACUCAUCAAGUGGAAUUCUUGCCCGCGGCUGAUUUCAUACUGGUUAUGAAGGAUGGAAGGAUUACGGAAGCAGGAAAAUACAACGAUAUACUUCAUGCAGGGACAAAUUUCAUGGAACUUGUAGGUGCACAUGAGAAAGCUUUGUCAGAGGUAGAUUCCAUACAAGACACACCGGCAAAUCGAGGAUCUAGUAGCAGUGUUCAAAAUGGCAGUGCGGAUGCUAAUGGGAAGAUUCCCGAGGAGGACGAAAGCAAAGCUUCUCAGAAAGGUGAAGUCAUCGACGAUAUUGGGACCAAAGGGCAGCUUGUUCAAGAUGAAGAAAGAGAGAAAGGUAGAGUCGGAUUUACAGUGUACUGGAAAUACAUCACAAUGGCAUAUGGAGGAGCUCUUGUGCCUGUCAUAUUGCUGGCACAUAUUCUUUUUCAGCUUCUUCAAAUAGGAAGUAAUUAUUGGAUGGCCUGGGCGACUCCAGUGUCCGAGGAUGUCAAACCUGCCGUUACAGGAUCAACUCUAAUAGCAGUCUAUGUAGCUUUGGCUGCUGGCAGUUCUCUAUGUGUUCUUGCAAGAGCUACUGCUCUUGCAAUUGCUGGGUUCAAGACAGCAACCGAGCUCUUCAAUAGGAUGCACUUUUGUAUUUUCCGUGCUCCAAUGUCCUUCUUCGAUUCUACUCCAAGCGGAAGAAUCCUCAAUAGGGCUUCUACAGACCAGAGUGCCGUGGAUACAAGCAUGCAAUAUUUAGUUGCAGCAUUUUGUUUCACGAUGAUCCAGCUCCUUGGAAUUAUCGCUGUGAUGUCUCAGGUUGCAUGGCAGGUUUUCAUAAUUUUUAUCCCUGUUAUUGCAAUCUGUGUGUGGUAUCAGCAAUAUUACAUAUCUUCUGCACGAGAAUUGUCAAGGUUGGUUGGGGUGUGCAAAGCUCCAGUAAUACAGCACUUUGCUGAGACAAUUUCAGGAGCCACCACUAUUAGAAGCUUUGAUCAAGAAUCACGGUUCCAAGAUACAAAUAUGAAACUUGCCGAUGGAUACUCACGGCCCAAGUUUCAUAUUGCUGGGGCAAUGGAAUGGUUGUGUUUUCGCCUAGACAUGCUAUCCUCGAUUAUUUUUGGCUUUUCUUUGAUUUUCCUAGUCUCUGUUCCUGAGGGAUUUAUCGAUCCAGCCAUUGCGGGGUUGGCCGUGACCUAUGGGCUUAACCUAAAUAUGUUACAAGCUUGGGUGAUUCGGAAUCUCUGCACUAUGGAGAACAGAAUCAUAUCAGUUGAGAGGAUACUGCAGUACACCAGCAUUCCGAGUGAGCCCCCUCUUAUAUUAGAGGAAAAUCACCCGUCAAUCUCUUGGCCAUCACACGGAGAGAUCAACAUUUGCCAUCUGCAGGUCCAAUAUGCUUCACACUUACCCCUUGUUCUGCGGGGAAUUACAUGCACUUUGCCUGGUGGAAUGAAAACCGGGAUCGUGGGGAGAACUGGAAGCGGUAAAUCAACCCUUAUGCAAGCACUCUUCAGGAUUGUGGAACCUGCAGCUGGUCAAAUCAUGAUCGACAAUGUCAAUAUUUCCUUGAUUGGACUGCACGAUUUGAGGUCUAGACUGAGCAUAAUCCCUCAGGACCCAACCAUGUUUGAAGGAACCAUAAGAAGCAACUUGGACCCUCUGGAGGAGUACACAGAUGAGCAGAUUUGGGAGGCCCUGCAUAAGUGCCAACUUGCAGAGGAGGUCCAGAAGAAGGAAGGAAAAUUAGAUUCUGCUGUUAUUGAGAAUGGAGAGAACUGGAGCAUGGGUCAGAGGCAGCUCGUGUGUCUUGGGCGCGUGCUGCUCAAGAAAAGCAAGAUCCUAGUGCUCGAUGAAGCUACCGCAUCCGUUGACACAGCUACUGAUAAUCUGAUACAGCAAACUCUGAGGCAGCACUUUGCUGACUGUACAGUUAUAACUAUUGCACAUCGUAUCACUUCUGUUCUUGAUAGUGACAUGGUUCUUGUUUUAGAUCAUGGGCUGGUGGAAGAAUAUGAUUCUCCGAAGAGAUUACUGGACAACAAGUCAUCGUUUGCGCUGCUGGUGGCGGAAUACACAAUGAGAGCAACCUCCAAUUACGGGAAUUAACUGGAAUGCAGUAUGAUUGCAUUGGAAUAGUUCCUCUGAUGAUGAUGAAAAGUGUGACUGGCCUUCUAUGUCAUCUGUCAUGUUCUUGUUUUAUUAUAGGCAAGUCAUUCUUGAUUGGUUGCUGUAGUGUAUGAGGCUACUAUGAGAGAGUAGGCAUAAAUUAAGCUCGAGGAAGGCUUAAAUUACACUAAUGUUGUCAUGCAUGCAAUCUUAAAUGUACUUUAAUUGCGGGCUUCAGAUUGCUUAGGAGAAAACUCACUAAUGCAUUUGAUGUACUUUUUGAUGGAACUGGCAUUCAAUAAAUCGUCUACUUGGUAUUUUGCUUC